Molecule: messenger RNA, 4250 nt
Organism: Scomber japonicus (chub mackerel)
Lineage: Eukaryota; Metazoa; Chordata; Actinopteri; Scombriformes; Scombridae
Gene: rassf5
Product: Ras association domain family member 5
Exons: 6
Coding region: 308-1948 (546 amino acids)
Biological process (GO): signal transduction
Cellular component (GO): nucleus
Source: RefSeq, a predicted model, not a curated record
UGUCUGUGAGUAAUAGUUAACAAAUCAUAUGAGUAAUGAGAGAGUUAAAUGAUAUCCAAUUAAGUAUCCUAAUAGUUCAUUAAGUGAUGUCAAAUGAAACGUACAGUAUGAACCAGGGAUUAGUGCGCGCUCCUGUUGCUUUAAAAGGGUGCGCGCCCACGGUUUUUAAAGCUGUCAAUCCCCCUGCGUCACUACUACACGCUUGUCGCGGACGUGAGUUGAGUUUACAUUCAGGGCACGGAGUGAAAAACACACCAAUACACAAUCUAAACAGCUGAACGCACACGAUUUAUAAGGUAACAGGAGAAUGGCAUCUGCGAGUGUAGUGAGUCCGCACAGACUGGACUCGAAGCCGCAGCUCCUGGUGCUGAAACUGCCCGGCGGGAAGAAAAUGCCGAGGAAGUCAUCCUGGGAGAAGAUGAUCAGGAAAGGCUUGGGGAGCGGCGGGGAGUGCGCAUCGAUCACUGCUGGAAGGGAAUUGGGAACUCACUCGUUGUCUUCGGGACUAGCGGGAGAAACGGCGGUCAAAGGAGGCAUGCCCGGUGAAGGAUGCGGAGCUCCGGCCGCCCCUGCUGCGCCACGUAGCCCGGACCGGGACAGAGAGGAGGGCAUCACGGACAGCGCCGGGCACACCACAGGCUGCACACGAGCAAGUCAAAGCGGGCACAUUACCAGUGACCGCAACAGCAACAUUGAGUGCGACUCCAACCACAACACAGGUGGUCGGAGGGGAAGUCUCAUGAGGUCGGGCACCAAUGUCAUGUCAAGCGCAUCGGUUGCGAAUGGGCACAAAGGAACGCAAAGGCGCCGGGACUCGGCACACGGGAGACGGGACUCUCGGAAAGGAGACAACGGACAUCGGAGCAUCUCAUCCUCCGCUACGACUCAAGAGAGCGGAGGUCUCCCGCUGGAGCGCCUCACACAGGGCAGGACCGGAGUCGUGAGGCUGGCCCGUAACGAGCGUCCUCGCCGGGAGGCCUGGUCCAUCUUCCCUCAGGGGGUAGACCCCCGGGUGAGGACAGAGACGGGAGAAGGACACCGGUUCGAGGCCAAGCUCGUUAAGCAGGCCUGGUGUGAUGCCUGUCCUCAACAGAUUACUGCGCAGGCAAUUAAAUGUCAAAACUGUAGCUACACCUGUCACCUGGAGUGUGAGAGUCAGGUCCAGGUGGACUGCAACCAGAGGGACAGGCAAGAAGCUCCAUCUCCCAGAAGCCACUGCUCCACAGCUCCUCAGCACAAGAAGAAUGAGGGAAAGGAGGAAGACGAGGGAAGGACAAAAGACCUGUCAGAAGAAGAAGUGCGGACCAGAAUAGAUGCAUAUAAUGCUCUAGUCUCUGAGAAUGGCAUGAAACUGGCUUCAGAUGGAGCUUACACAGGUUUCAUUAAGGUACACCUGAAGCUCAGUCGACCUGUCACAGUCCCCCCUCUUGAGCAACAGGGCCCAGAGGGAGCAUCUAGGCAGACAGGUGGCCGCAACCGAGCAUCAUCAGAGGACCACAAAGGGACGGAGAGUGGGCAGAGUGACAAGAGAACAUCCUUCUACUUACCACGCAACUGUGUGAAGCAGCUCCACAUCAGCUCUUUGACCACGAGCAAAGAAGUCAUUGAGGGCUUGCUGAAGAAGUUCAUGGUUUUGGACAAUCCCUGUAAAUUUGCAUUGUACAGGAGGACGCACCGUGACGGACAGGAUCUGUUCCAGAAGCUUCCUCAGUGUGAGCGACCUCUUCUUCUGAGACUGAUAGCAGGGCCUGACUCAGAGAAGCUCAGCUUUGUCCUUAAAGAAAAUGAGACUUCAGAGGUGGAGUGGCAUGCAUUCUCUGUCCCUGAACUACAAAACUUCCUUGUAAUCCUGGAAAAGGAAGAGGCGGAGCGUGUGCGAACAGUGGAGCAUAAAUAUUCCAUAUACCGAAAGAAACUACAGCAAGCCCUACAACAACAUGGUCCCUGACCUCCUCACCUGUUACCUUAUAAUCUCAACCCAGGGAGAGACUGAACCCUUUGAACGCUGACCCCUCAAGACCCCAUGAUCUAUUCAGAGACUGGAGCCAGAGCUUAGCUGGUCUCCACCCUCCACAUAUACAUACAAACAUAGAUGCACACACAUCCACAGAGGCAUACCCUUUCUCAGGACGCAUACAAGCCCCCUCCACCCCCCCACCCCCAACAUGCAUACAUUCGGAAAGAAUUAGGGGGUUGAAAGCGACGUGAAAGGCUACAUGGUGUAUGGACUGCUGGCAGGUCUUCAUUGCCAGGGAGGCCCCACACAGAAAGAUCUGCAACCCUGACUUCAGAUAUUAUUUGGGACUGAAAUGAAUCAGUGGUGUUUUUAAAGAUUCCCUCUUCUUCUUCUGCUACUGCUGCUGCUGCUGCUACUGCAAGUGUUACUUAUGCAUGAGUCUCUCUCAGCUCAUCCCCCUUGCACAGUUAGAAUUAAAACAGAAGGCAUGAUUCCUUUUUUAGCAUCUAUUUGGAAUGGAAGGACAAUCAUACUGAGUGUUUGUUUUUGUUUCUUUCAUUGCAAGUUUGGAACAAAUUUUUGUUGCUGGAAUAUGAGAUGUGUGGAUUUGUGUGGGAGGUGUUUAGAGUCCAGGUUUGAGCACUGUCCAUCAGUGCUGAUGCUUAGGCAACAAAAGAGGCUGUGUCUUGAGUUGGGUGUUGGAACAGAGUGGAAUGCAAGAACAAGAGAGCAAAACCAUUCUCUGAUUUUUCUCAGGGAGCCCGUGUUGAGCAAAGACAAAAGAAGGAAAGAGAACUCUUUUUCACCUUAAACCAUCUUAGCCCAAAAUCUACAUUUAUUUUAUCUGUAUGAUUCCACAUUCCUACUUUAACAAAAAGACUGUCAGGUGCUUCGCUAACAGAAACAUAUUCAAUCAGACCCAGUUACCACCCAUCCUCCAAACAAGCAGACACGUGCACAAACAUAACCUCUCCUCAGACGAUAACAGUGAUUUCGUUCUCAUUUCUCCCAUCUUAAAUCCAAAUCUCACCAACGAUGCAUGAACUCCACCUGCAAAUGAAGCAGUCUGACUGAGGCAAUUAUCAUUUUCCAUAUGCUGUUGUUGAUACAUGGCUUGUAUUUGAGUGUGAGAAGAUUUUUUUUUACACCAAAGCUUAGAGGGACAUAUCUAUUGAGAGGAUUUUAAAGGGAUGAGAGAUGUUUAUCGAAUUAAAGGUGAUGUAUGUAAAAAUGAAACCAGCUUCUGUUUUGCACAUGUAGAUGCAGGUCACUGAACAGUCCACAACGCUGUAGAAACAACAGGGCUGGGCAUGCAUUUCUGUUUUUCCUUCCACCCCAAUCAACAAAAAACAAACAAAAAAUAUAUGAAAUUCAUAAUAAUGGCUAUGAUGUACCAAUGAUGUGUUUGCAAUGCAUAUGUAUUAUGUAGACACUGGAAAAAGAGUAACAAGGUUUAACUUUGUUGUUGUUACGAUGAAUAUUAAUUUUAUUAUUCUUUUGGUAUCAUUCCUUCUGGUUGGUGUGUGUGUGUGUGUGUGUGUGUGUGCUCAUCUUGGGCAGUGAGGAUAAUGUGAAUAGUGUUUUAUAUAAUGAGUGUCUGUGUGUCAUCAGCGCUCAAUCAUUUGGCCUCACUUAUUAAGUAUUGAAACAUGCAUUGAAUUCACAUGUAAUAUACAACAUUACAACUCAAAAUUAGGAUGUUGGAUUAAAAAAAAAAAGUAUUUGACAUGCAUGUAUCAUCAAAUUAAUGCAUUUAACCAAAGCAUUUAACCAACUUUCACAUACUCCUUUGUUCAUUUAUUUGAUAGAAAUACUGAUAAAUGAGGCCAAUUGUCCAUAAGCACAUUGCUUCUCAGUCAACCCAAACCUGCUAAUUUUAUUUAGCCCCACCACCCAAAGCCCAAGCUGUUCCUGCUGGCAGUGCCUUUUGUUUCAUGUGCCCCUGUGUAUCUAUGUACAGAGUGUUUCUGCACACAGGUGCCUGAGUGUAUGUAUGGGUGCUUUUGCAUGUGUGCAAAUUUGUGUUGGGUGGUGUUGUACAUGUAAUUUUUCUUUCUGCCCCUGACCCUUAACACUCAUGUGUCUUUCCAACGUAUCCUACAUAUGUAUGUGUGUGUAUGCGUGUGUGUGCGUGUGGUGUAUGCAUCUGCGUGUUAUUUAUUUCAUGGGUCACACCAUCCACAUGUCAAGGAUUUUGAGACUUAAUGCUUUUUUUGCAAUUUAUUUUGUUUUAUUUGAAGAGGCGUGUAUAAAUACAUCAGUAGAACUGUACAUAAUAUCAAAAUGAAAUAAA